GGAUCCACCGGAUUGCUUGUUACAUUAAAAGCCGAAACCCUAGACGUAUAUAAACCGCUCACCAUCUCUCUCUCCAAGACCUGCACCUCCAUUCGCUUCGUCAGUCGCCGCUGCUCCCUCUCCCCUCCCUCCUCGCUCCGUCGAAGGGUUAAGUUACCAAAAGGAGUGAAGAUGGCUUAUGCUAUGAAGCCGACAAAGCCGGGUUUGGAGGAAACCCAGGAGCAGAUUCACAAAAUCAGGAUUACUCUGUCCUCCAAGAAUGUUAAGAACCUUGAGAAAGUGUGCACUGAUCUGGUGCGCGGGGCAAAAGAUAAGCGUCUCCGGGUCAAGGGACCGGUGAGGAUGCCCACCAAGGUUCUUCACAUCACAACUAGGAAGUCACCUUGUGGAGAAGGAACCAACACCUGGGAUAGAUUUGAGCUCCGUGUCCACAAGCGGGUCAUUGACCUCUUCAGCUCUCCGGAAGUCGUCAAGCAAAUUACCUCCAUCACUAUCGAGCCAGGUGUGGAGGUCGAGGUUACCAUUGCGGACUCUUAAGUCACUUUUGCUACGACGAGUGUCUGUGAGAGAUUUAUUGUGGUUGAGAUAUGUAGGGGAUUAUAUAGCUUUGUUAUCAACCCAGUUAUGUCUUGACAAUUUUUGAAGUCUUUUUGAUAUGCAGAAGGAUUCUUGUUU
Molecule: messenger RNA, 675 nt
Organism: Rhodamnia argentea
Lineage: Eukaryota; Viridiplantae; Streptophyta; Magnoliopsida; Myrtales; Myrtaceae
Product: 40S ribosomal protein S20-2
Exons: 4
Coding region: 172-537 (121 amino acids)
Biological process (GO): translation
Cellular component (GO): ribosome; cytosolic small ribosomal subunit
Molecular function (GO): RNA binding; structural constituent of ribosome
Source: RefSeq, a predicted model, not a curated record